Jaminaea rosea is the source of this 2108-nucleotide messenger RNA. RefSeq lists its product as hypothetical. Lineage: Eukaryota; Fungi; Basidiomycota; Exobasidiomycetes; Microstromatales. The coding region runs from base 94 to 1869 and encodes 591 amino acids. The record is from RefSeq and is a predicted model, not a curated record. The transcript has a single exon.
UCUUGCCUUUCUCUCUCGCCGCCAUCUCUCUUCGUCGUCUUGCCUUGCGAGGCCGUCCCAACGUCAGUGAUCAAACAUGCUGCUACGCCCUUCAUGAUCAGAACGAGGCCGUCGCUGGCGGAAACCACCCGCGCAUUUCCUCCAGACGUCGCCUCGCAGAUUUACACCUGGGCAGAUCGACCAUCCAACGCCGUCGUGCUGAGGAACACUCAUCUAGCCAAUAUCGCUCUAUUCGGAGGACAUGCUGCUGCUGCUGGCCUGCCCAUCUAUCAACACGGGCAGCGUCCCUGCCUAUAUGCAACCAUUGCCGGCAUCAUCGUUGGCGUAUCUGAAAAGGAUCACCGAUGGGAUUACCUUGUGGACGAUGGGAGCUGCGUUGUCGACGUUAGCAUACAUGAGCGCAACAUACCAGCGGCGGUGGCGGCGCGAGCUCGAUAUGGACCCACGUCAUCUAGAGUGACGUUAGAAGCCCAGCCAAGUCGGAUCGUGCCCACCCUCAAUGUUGGCGACCUGAUGCGAGUGACUGGCAAGAUCUGGAGGCAGCCCAUGUCGACGGACAAGCGACGGCCCCGCUACAGAGUCGGACUAGACGCUCACGAUGCUGCCUUGCUCAACGGCGACCCAACGGCAGAGGCGCGCCACAAUCUCGAAGCGCACCGGCUCUUCAGCGAAAGGUACUCAAAGCCCUUUGAUGCGCCUGUCGAGGCUCUUGGUGUCAUCCACAUUCAGCUGCCACACCGAGAGCAGGAGAGAGAAAGGUUGGAGGAGCGUUUCAGCUACGAUUUGAGACGUCUAGGCGGGCUCGAUGACGACGAGGACGACGAUGACGAUGGCAAAGAGCGCAAGGUUGCACAUAACACGCUUCUGCCCUUUCGACGGAUACCCAAGGCGGAACGCGAGCGUGAACGAAUGGCAAGGGCUAACAGAGCGAGCACGAGGCCACCGAUAAGCCCGUCAACGAAGGAGUCGCAGCUUUGCGAGUUCAGGGCACCCCGCUGGCCGGACCCAGUAAACGCACCCACGCCUGCGCUCACCCCGCCGCCACCACCAUCAUCAACGAGCGUCCGCCAGCUACGUACGCCGUCCAAGCUCAAAGCCUCGCAGUGCACGCAGCACGCUUUUCGCCUCUACGUCCAGAAAUUCCUCCGUGACCACUGCCAACGAAGGUGGCAGGCCGCUGAAGGUGACGAAAUCUCCUCGCUACCACCAGCCUUCUCGCUGGCGUUUCUUAUGCGGGUGAAAUCCCUUUGCGACCUCGCCGACAGAGUAGUGGAGCAGCUCUUCAACCAGCGAGAUACCAAGGCGGCGCCGCGUCCCGCUCGCUCGUCGUCCUCGCACGCAACCAGCUCUCGUGAGCCUCGUCAAGACAAGGUACGGCGUCUCUUCGAGUGGUGCAUCCGGCAACUCAUACAGGACGGCGUCAUCGCCAUUGCGGACGAGGAGGCGACCUGGCCCUUCGACGGCGGGCAUCAAGCGCCGUGCGGCGAGUCGUGGGCGGCAAAGGUGAAGCGGACGCGACACCAGCGUAAGCUACUCGCGCAGCUCUCCAAGGCGGAUUUCGCGUCAUCUCGCGCGCCGCAGUGGGCUGACGUGUCAAUGCCGCUACACGACGCAGACGACGAUCACGAUGACUCCACAGCACGUAAGCGCGCCAAGCAGGACACGGAAGCGUACCAGUAUGUCACACCGCAGCUACUGCUCGCACCCUUACUACCCAUCCUACAAGGCGCUGCAGAGGGGCAAGAGCUGGACGUUGAUGUUGACUGGGCAGUGUGGCGGCUAAGACGCAGCGAUCAGCGGUGGGCGCACACUGGAUGGGACGCCGUGCGCGAUGCAUUGGCAUUGAUGGCGAGACGUGGAGCUUCAUGACGGCGCAGAACGAGUAAGGGCGAGCCCACUUUUACCAUAACACAAAAGCACAGCAGGUACCGAGUGCGCCCUCGAGUUCUUGAUCGCGAAUUUAGGCGCAGCGCAGCUCUGCAGGACGCGUACAUAUGAUACAUCCAUUGAUAUUUACUCGGCGUCACGACAAAGCUUGCUGCCGUCGGGAAAAAGUUCUGACUUGUUACAGCAUUUGAUGUGCUCGCGGCCAUAUAUGUCGUAUGUAC